UCGAUAAGUAGAAAACGUUGUGGAACACAACUAUUAUUCCUUAUCAACGUGCUAAGGGUGAUCCUAACCAUAAUGCAUCCGAACUCUGCAAAUCCUGCACCAGUGGGGAUGAAAAGAGCCGCAAGAGCUGCCCUUAUACUGAUUCCCCUUUUUGGUUUGCAGUUCAUACUGCUUCCGAUGAUUCCUGAGCAGCACCAUCCUCUAUAUCAUUUCUACAUUUGGCUGUGUGUCGUCAUUGUCCCAUUCCAGGGUUUAUGCUGCGCUUGCCUAUUUUGCUUUGCCAACCAAGAUGUACAUAGCGCAGUUAGAGGACUUUGGCAUCGACGGUUCCGUAGAGCUGACAGCAGUCGAACAGGACCUGCUGCUGGAGGAGUUUGGGGAGGCGGAAGGUGGUCUGGUUAUAGGUAUGCAGCUGCAGUUGCUGCCGAAGACAGAGCUGGUGCAGGAGGUGGAGGCAAUGGUGUAUACAUGCUCAAUGGUAGUGCAUCGGCUCAUAGUCAUAGAAAAAGUACUGAUAUGACAAAACUCUGAAAUAUCGUUGGUCAUCGAAGGUCAGCGCUGGAUAUUUUUUGUGAUAAAUAAUGUUGCAAACUUGUUUACUAUUAUUUAUUUUACGUAACGUAAAUUACGUGUAUAUAUGAAAUGUACAAAAGAACCAACUUAUCAACAAUUUACACUAUUGCACUGUAUAUUUCCUACGACUCUCUGUAUCUACACACCAAGCAUUGUAUAUAGAUCUUAAAUGUGCGUUUUCUAUUUCGUCUUCUUAGAACCUAGUUAGUUAUAAUGCUGAACAUCAUCGACAUUUUGUAGUUAACCAAAAUGAUGUUCACUGAUCUUGAUCUUUCGACGCUAAUCUAUGUCUUUUUGUAUGAACCUUCUCGCAUCAUAUGCGCAUUGAUGUUUGUACUUUAAGUAAGCAUAGUUGUAAAAAAUAGGAGAUUAUUAUUAAAAUGUCGAUUUCCGGAAAUUCCAACCGAUAAGCAUGUACAUACCUAGAAUCCCAGCAGUUUAGCACAUAUGUAUGAGUGCAAAUUGGUUAUCGCCGAAAUUUUAGAUCAAUUUAAAUAUUCUUUUUAUGUUUUGUCUUCAAUCAUACAGCUUGUUGAAUUUUGGACCAGCAAUGUAUCUUGACAUACUUGUCACCUUAUUCGAAUGUAUGCACAUGUUGCCGAAUUCAGAGGCAUUAGCAUUGAAGGGACACAUUGUUGUACAUGGGAUCCCGGACAAGUAAUGUUGUAAAGAAAUGUAAUAUGAUGUAAACAGUCCUGCUGUGGUAAUUCUAGAUAUGGACAGUGCCAUCUGUUUUCCAUAAAAUCUCGAUCUGCGACAACCCUUUUUCUAAUGAUGGCCUUGCUACUGUUUCUAUUCUACUAAAUCAAUCACCGAUACUUCAUCAUGUGUACUUUAGAAACGGUAUUAAGUCUCGCAUUGUCUCAAGUGUACACUUAAGAUAAGCUGAAAAACCUUUUCGUGUUAAAUAAGCGGGAGAACAUGACGCUUAAAAUGAUUAUUGUAUGUACGAUGUUACAAAACCCAAGAUAAAAAAGUCCGUGUUAAAUACAAAUAAAAUAAAUAAAUGUCACAAUA
Molecule: messenger RNA, 1590 nt
Organism: Acanthoscelides obtectus
Lineage: Eukaryota; Metazoa; Arthropoda; Insecta; Coleoptera; Chrysomelidae
Source: the annotation of a GenBank genome assembly